CUGACCAUUAAUAUUAUCCUGAAACGAUAACUGUCAAAUGCCGAAAGGAUACGAAGGAACUCGAAGCUGAACCACGAGACAGACACAGUAGCAGCACUUAGACAAAUUGAACAUCCCUGUGUUGGUUGAAACAUAAGCUGCUAGGUUUGCACUGCAGAACAUGCAGAGGCUGAAUGAAUAACCAUGGCAACAGCAGCUUCAGCAGACGAAGCGGAGAGGACCGACACACCGAUAUAAACAGUGACUGAAGUCUCACAUCCGCAGACCGUUAAUAGAUGUUCGCAGGUUGGGAGGAUAACGUCUUGAGGAAUAAACGAGUAAACUUGGAGGGAGGCCAACAGGAGCGGGGGAUCGCAAAGCAUCAUUAAGCAAGGUGCCCUGUUCUUCAGCGGAGACGCUUCCUGAGUAGCUUGUAUCAAGGCCAUCACUCCUUCCUCUGAUGACUCAAUUAGGGUCACGGUAGUGCUGUAUUCAGACCAAGGUUCCCACUGUGAGGUGAUGAACUGGAAUGUAUCAUGUCUGAAGUACAGGGAACAUUGGAGUUUUCUGUAGAGUUGCACAAGUUUCACAAUGUGGAUCUCUUCCAGAGAGGAUUCUACCAGGUCCGAGCUGGAUUGAAGGUAUCACCUCGUGUGCCACACAGGUUGAUAGCAACAACAAAGGGGAAUACAGGUGAAUGCAGCCUCAGUUCCUCGGGCGUCUACGAUGGCGCCGUGUUCAGCAGGAUCUUUCAGAUCCUCUACAGGAACGAGGAAAUCGCAGUCAAUGACAGUAUGACCUUCAAGGUCCACCUGCUGCUGGAUGGAGAGAGGUUAGAGGAGGCUUUGAGCGAAGUCGAUUUCCAGCUCAAGUUGGACCUGCAUUUCACUGAUAAUGAGCAACAGCUGGCGGAGAUAACGACGGUGCCUGUGAUAAGCAGUCGUACCCUGGGCCUACACUUCCACCCCAGGAAGGGGCUCCACCACCAUGUUCCUGUCAUGUUCGACUACUUCCACCUGUCCGUCAUCUCUGUGUCCAUACAUGCCUCCCUGGUGGCCUUACAUCAACCACUCAUCAGUUUUGCACGGACAGGCAAGGGCGCCUGGCUUGGCAAGGGCUCUCCAGAAAGCGGAAGCGACCAAUCCGCCAUGUCCAUAGAGAACCUCAUGUUCGGCGCUGGAUACUGCAAACCUGUCAUCACAGAGGGGAGUUUUUACGUACCCAGCGAGGACUGCCUGCAGAGAGCUCACACGUGGCACCGGAGACUGUGUCGCCUCCUGCUGGUGGCUCUCAGAGGCCUGCGCUCCUACUUCACCGCUCUGAUGAAGGAGAUCCCCCAGCUGCCUCAACUGGAGAUAGAGGAGCUACCUGUGGAAGAGACCCUAAAUCAGAUGACAAUAGAAUUACAGCUGCAGGGCUGCCACGAGAAGGUGGCUGAGCAGGUCAGCAGAGACGUGAGCCAGCUCUGCUCCCAGCUGAGUGCUCUGUGGAGCCAGUUCCUGGAGGCGGCCGUACCCAACCCCCACAUCCUGUCCUACCUAGCCCAGGAGCAUCACACACUCAGGGUCAGGAGGUUUUCAGAAGCAUACUUCUUCACUGAGCACUCCAAAGAGACGUCCCUCACCUUCCAAGAAGAGCUGAUCAACAAACAUGGGCAGAUGGCUUCAGAGGUACGUAGCUCUGAUUAUCUGAUUCGAAUGCCCCCUUUACCUGUGGAAUGCCUGGACAUAGACGGAGACUGGAACAGCCUGCCCAUCAUCUUUGAAGACAGAUACGUAGAGUCUCCUUGCACAGAGUGGGGAGCACAUGUGCCAACCCUUGCUGGGAGUGAUAACCAGGUCACCUCGGACCCUCCUACCAUCACUGCCAAUGGGAUAUACGAGCUUGGCCAGGGAGCCAGUUCACCAGCAAUACCCCACAAGCCCUCCGACACCGAGGACUGCAUGGACCUGCCCGCCUACGUCUCUCUGAUCGGUGGCCAGAGCAGGAGCACCAGCAGCAUUAGCAGUCUCCAGGACCUUGUUCUGGAUAAAGAGAGCCCAGAGCCCUCCCAGGCAGGCCCAGCAGAGGAGCAGGACCCUGGAGACCAAGACCCUGGAGACCAAGACCCUGGAGAACAGGCCCUGUCAGAACAGGACCCAGACCCAGACGGGAGCCUUGGUUCAGGGCUUAGGUACACCACAGACAGGCCCACUGAUGAAGACCCACACCGGGGAGAUGCGGUCUCUGUUUUCUCCUCUGAACACAACCCCUCCACUGACUCACACCCUGGUGGUGAAGAUGGAGCUGUUAUUCAUCUCACAGGGGAGGAUGACUCUGUCAGUCAAGAUGUCCUCGAAAACAGGAGUGCAGGAAAGAGCGAGUUGGAUGGGGAAGAGUCGGAUGUUGCCAUGCCACUGACUCAGUCGAUAGAUGACGAGAGCGAAGACGCCCCCCUGAGUAGUCUCUCCACCCACCCGGCUCCUCUCAGAGACCAGCCAAUCACGCCUCCUUUUACUGGGAACCUCAGGAGGGAAAUGAACUAUCGGGGAGGAACGGGCGGCUUCAAGAUCAUGAAGCGCUCAUCCUCCGUCAUCUCCGACUCGGGCAUCGAGAGCGAGCCCAGCUCGGUGGCCUGGCCCCUCGAGGCGCUGAGGGGGCGCCCUCCGCUGGACUUCUCCAGCGAGCGCGAGAUCCUCCAGCCGCUGGUGAGACGGCGCGGCGCGGCCCACCGGAGCUCCCUGGAGGGGGGCCUGCAGACGGAGAGCAACGGCAGCCUCGGGGGCAUCCAGACCUCGCUCACCUCCAUCAGCUCGCUGCCUUACGAGGAGGAGGAGCUCCAGAGGCAGCAGCUCAGCAAGCUCACCAAGUCCGUCUCCGCCCCCCAGAUCAGCAGCCCAGAGGACACCGAGGAGGACCAGGGCCCGGCCAAUCAGGAGCCGGACACGGAGAGCGAGGGGACCAACGGGUACGGGUGGGAGGGGGGCUCCUCCACGUUUGCUGCCGGUGGCGGGAGUCCCCCUGAGAGAAGCCAGGAGCCUCCACCCUCACUGGAGGACAUCCUGGAGGGAGAUCUUCUUGAUGCUGGCCUGCCUGCUCCAUCCCUGGAGGUAGGCACAGCUCAGAGGGCGAGUGGCAGCAGUCCCAGACAGAUCACUGGACCUGUUAAUACAUGCCUGAAUGAGGAGCCACGGGACAUACUGGCAGCGUUAAGCGACUCCCCCAAAGCGUUUCGGCUCCAGACGUCUAUGGACGGUCCCGAUGUGAAAAGCACAGCUCUAGUCAGUCAGACAGAGGAGGUGAGCUGUCUUGGAGACCAAGGGAUGUUGGGGUCAGAGGUUGUGGCAGCCUGCAGCUGUGGAACCAAGCCAUGUGCUCAUGAAAACAUGGUGGAAGCGGAGACCUGUCCGAUCGGGGACGAUUGCCAAAGUUUAAACCAGAUUAAGCUGCUUGAUCUUGAGGACGAAAACCUUCUGGGUGACCCUCGGGUGUCCCCACUGCCCCAGCAGGACACCGACAACACACUCAGACCCGUUGACCUCGUAAAUCUCCAAACCAAUGGCGCGGCGCGCUUGGACGACCUCAUCGGGUUCGCAGCCAAUGAGAGAGAGCCUCGGCCACUGGAGUGUCAUAGUCAGCCCACUGCGAAGAUCCCCAGCUCUGGCCUGGCCUUCAUGAAUAGGAAGGUGGUGGAAGUGGUCAACAUGUCUGUGUCCUGUGCCCCCACUUGUCUCCCCUUCUCCUCCGUCCUCCGAGACUCUCCUUCCAUCAGUGGCCUUUCUACCCGCCAGGCUACCUCCCCCAUUACCCAUCAGCCCCUGGGCUCUUUUGGCAUCAUCUCCUCGUCGUCGUCCAACACCCUGGGUACAGAGGACGAGACCAAUGAGAGGAUGCUGCAUUUCUACAAAGCCAAAGAGGAUCUUCUGAGGGAGAUGAGCCUGCAGGCCGGCCUGUACAGCGACCUGCCCCUGCUGGCAUCCGACCUGCCCUACUUCCCCCCCGAAGAGGAGGACGAGGAGUUUGAGGACGGGAUCCACCUGGUGGUGUGUGUCCACGGCCUGGAUGGAAACAGUGCAGACCUACGGCUGGUCAAGACCUUCAUUGAGCUGGGCCUACCAGGGUCGAGAUUAGACUUCCUCAUGUCUGAGAGGAACCAGACCGACACGUUUGCAGAUUUCGACACCAUGACGGACAGACUGCUAGAUGAGAUCAUUCAGCACAUUCAGCUGUACAAUCUGACGAUCGGCAGAAUAAGCUUUAUUGGCCACUCUCUGGGGAACGUCAUCAUCCGCUCGGUGCUGACGAGGCCACGCUUCCGCUGCUACCUGUGCAAACUGCACACGUUCCUGUCUCUGUCUGGCCCCCACCUGGGAACCCUGUACAACAGCAGCACGCUGGUUAGCACAGGUCUGUGGCUCAUGCAGAAGCUGAAGAAGUCGGGAUCGUUGCUGCAGCUCACCUUCAGAGAUCACACCGACCCGCGAAAGACGUUCCUCUACCUUCUAAGCCAGAAGCCAGGACUGCAAUUCUUCAAGAACGUUGUGUUAGUUGCAUCGCCGCAGGACCGCUAUGUUCCCUUCCACUCGGCCAGAAUAGAGAUGUGUAGGACUGCACUCAAAGACAGGACCACAGGCCCGGUGUAUACAGAAAUGAUCAACAACCUGCUCCAGCCCCUGGUGGGAGCCCCAGACUGCAGGUUAAUCAGACAGAACGUGUUCCACGCCCUGCCCAACACAGCCAACACUCUGAUUGGCCGAGCCGCCCACAUCGCCGUGCUCGACUCGGAGCUCUUCCUCGAGAAGUUCUUCCUCGUCGCAGGGCUCAACUACUUCAAAUAGAGACAGACUUCCCACAGUGUAGGCUGGUGUCUAAGGCUAAUGAGGUGAGAGAAUAACGUUUUGUUUUGUUCCGUUUUUUUACCCUGAGCGUGUACAGUGUAAAUAAGUACCGUAUGUAUACCCUGUGUUGUCUAACAGAUAGACAUAAAUACUUCAUUACUGCAUUAGCACUACUGUAUAAACCGACAUCAUAAGUUAAGUUCAAGUCAUGUGACAGCAGCUAGGUUCUGAGUCUUGUUUACCUUUGUCAACUGAAAUAAGCUCUAUUUCAUACUUCAUUACUGGUGUUGAGUAGGCCUUAUGGAUAACAUGUUAUCCAAAGCACUACCAAAAGGAUAGUUAUGGCCAAGAGCAUUUAGUUCAGUAUUUGCUAUUUAGAUGAUUUGAUGAAGAGGUUCGUCUGGAUAACUGGUGUGAACUUUACUUGAAGGAAAACACUGAAUAAAGUCUUAACUUGAUGAGAGAUGGUUGCUUCGGCUCGAUCUCCUCGACUGUAUAUUGUACGAUAUUUAUGACAAGUUGAACAUCCACAGAGAAUGUGGUGAUAUUUUAUUGUACAAAAUCUUUCUUUUUACAAAACGAAUCUAGAUAUUGUUUUAAAUUAUUUAUUUUGUAUUGAUUGAAGUUCAUCCCCCUCAUAAAAUGUGACCUUUACAGUGUUUUCUAUCGACAUCCGUUGGCAGCAUUGCAAACAGGCCAAAAUAGAGGGCAAACAUUCACUAUAAUACAGUGCAAGUCCUAUAUACUCCUUGUAAAAGUUGAUAUAUUACAUAUCCUAAAUGUGUACACUCAUCCAAAAGCAUUUGCAGCGUGUCUCGGGUGAUUUCUGUUGUCAUUAACCUUUCAAUGCCUUCGUGUUUUGUGAAGAAGCUCACUGUGUUGAUGUCGCCCAACCUUUUCUGUCAAUUGUGUUUUAUUUUAGCUACUGUACUGAUUCUCUGGAAGCAGAAACAUUAGUUGAAUGCAGGGUCACAGCGUCCCUUAGCUAUCUCCGAGCUGAUUACCAUGUUGAAGGUUUAUAAUAUCUUGAAAGUGAAAUGUUACAUCGACAGAAUCUUCUAUCUCAUGGACUUGCCCCAUUUCUAUCAUAAUGAUCUCAUUAGAAUAUUGUUAGUAAAACAUCUCUGGUGUGGACUAGUUUCUUCCUCUUUUCUGUUAUGCCACAGUUCUGUCAGUCACAUGAAAUGGACAGUCAGUGAGUCUCUCUUUUUAAGCCCCUCGAGACUAAACGCCUCACAUAGCCACCGUACACGGCUGUCCAUGAAGAUCAAACAAUGUUUACAUUUUGAUAUGAAAGAGCGGUUGCCGCGGUGUCACCCGUGCAAAGCUCGACAUCCGUCUGGCCAUUCACAUCUGUUGGCUGAAACCGCAUGAACCCUUCACACUGAGCGACGAGCGGGCUUUCCUUACUGCUGUAGGUCCGUGCACUUAAACAGCUUGCCAGUCCCUGUCCACGGCAUUGAAGAUGGACUCCACACCACCCGUGUGUGUUUUUCUCUUCUCUCCUGUUGGUUUUGAUGGGCGCUUCAGCUCCUUUAAGGGAUGACCGACCUCAGCAGGUCUGUCUGGAGCCUCUGCUGGUACGCCAUUGUCCUCAAGAUUACUGUCCUUUUGUACGAAAGGUGACGUUUCAAAGUGCUCUUGUGCCAGCUGAGAGGUGGCUCUGGCUCCCUGUGUUCGCUGUAGCACUGCCUGGUAAGCAGAGUGUCACUGUGAUUGACUCUAAUUAAACGCCCCCCCUUUAGGAGGCGGGGAGCGUUCACAAGCCACUACAGCUGCGUAAGCAAUCUGUGGGAGCUGCCAGGCAUCAUGCAUCAUUCCCCCCCCCCCCCCCCCCCCACCGAGGUGGGGCUUCGGCUUGUUUGCUUUUCCCCCCAUAGGGCCACGAUCUGUUUACCCAGAGGGUCAUGGAUGGUGAGGUGAGUGGAGAUUAUUCCCAGCAAGGGCAAGCACUGGUCUGGGAGGGGUCCCCUUGCCACAUUUUGUUGAGCUCCUUAAUAUUCACGGUUUAGCUGGGUCACCCUGCCACCCCCAUGUAGUCUCCCAUAGAAUAAUCACAUAGAAGCUCUGUUAAAGUAGAAUAGUGUGUGUGUCGGUCUGUUUGGACCCAGAAGCUGCUUGUCCAACACUGAUCUAACAAUCUGAGGUAUUUUGCUUUCAGUACUGAUGAUGCUUGAAGGUACGAUUUUACUUUCAAAUGAAGUUGGUUGAAACUGUGAUUACUUGUACUUUAACUGGGUUCAUGUCACCUAGGAUGAUUGACUCGAACCCAUGAAACAUCUUCAUUUGUUGUUGGAGUCAACCAUACUCUUUUUUGCGCUUGUAUGUUCGUAUGUGUCUGUGUGUGGGGGGAGAACGAGACAGAGAGCGAGAGAGUAUAUGCAGUGUAGGAUAUAUAUUCAAAUAUUAAAUGAUCCAGGGCUUUGUGUCUGUCGUGUUGAAGUAAGAUUUAUUUAGCUUGUAUCACCAUUGUCUGCUCUUCAAUGUUGUUCUGGAGCUUAACAAUGUUCCAAAUGUUUAAUGUGAAUGUAAAUGACAAAAAAAAAAGGUUAACUUCACUGUGAGUGACAUGUACUUAUUUAAUGAUGUAUUUAUUUUGCUAAGAAGUAAUCUGUACAGUACAUAGAGCCUCAUCUGUGCCAAUACUACUCCAAAUAUUUUUAUAUGUUUGCUUACUGUAUGUAUCCCUUAGUAGCUUGUGUCCCGUGUAAAAUAUAUAAAUAAAUAUAUGACAUCAAAUUAUUAUAAACAAUAUCAGUAUGAUAUUCUAAUAAAAAAAGA
This is a messenger RNA of Osmerus eperlanus (European smelt), 7577 nucleotides long. RefSeq names its product family with sequence similarity 135 member B (gene fam135b). The record is from RefSeq and is a predicted model, not a curated record. The transcript is spliced from 21 exons. Bases 516 to 4796 code for a protein of 1426 amino acids. Lineage: Eukaryota; Metazoa; Chordata; Actinopteri; Osmeriformes; Osmeridae.